UUUCAGGUUAUGUUUACAAUUUAGAGCUACUAAGAUUUUUUUUUUUCGUUGGUCAUGGACCAAUCCUUGGUUGAAUUAAUUUUAAUUAACGCACUCCAGCAGGCUGCUUUCAACCAGACAUUCAGUAACCUAUGACAUUCUUUUUAUGGUUCAUUUAUCAUAUGUUUGUGGUUGUAUCGAACUGAUAUGUAACUAAAGGCAGUGAAAUGUAUUAUGAUUCGGAACCUGCUGCCCCCCUUCACUUCCAGCAUUUACACAACAGCUUGGAUGUUGGUCCAUUCCUCAACUAUGUGGAAAAUAUUUUCAAUGAACCAAUCGAUAGUGAUGGAGACUCAAGCGAUUCUGAAGUGGACAGAAAAGCGAUCGAAAUGGAAGUCCUUCAUGGCGCUAGGAAUGGCAAUUUUUACCCAAAAUCAGAGAAGCGCAGUGACAAGUUACGACUGUAUAAUUUAGCAAAUGUUGACGAAGAACGGAGUUGGAUACGAUCGGUGCUAUUAUCUGAUUCUUCAGAUUCGGAUUCAGACACCCCAAUUACAAAAGAGGACUUGCAGGAGAUGUUGAAGAUGCAUGUAUACAAGAAAAAACUUUUGGCUCAACGCAAGAAAAAUCCAAAACGGCUACGUUACCAAUACUAUAGCACUGGUUUUCUGGCUAAUCAUGAUAAAUUUCCAGCUCGCCAGUCAGAAUUUCCCAGUGGGAAAAAGCAGCGAAAAAGAAUGAGCUUCAAAAAAGACAAAGCAAAUAAAUCAGAAGGCAAUGAGAAACAAGAAACAGCUCACGAGGCAAAGAUGAGGGAAAAGCGAAAAGAUGCAAAAACCAAGAAGGCACUUGCUGCUGCAGCAAAACAGUCAAGAUUAUCGAAGAAGAAGGCACUUUUAGCAGCCAAGACAGCAGAAGCAAUGAAUAUCAAGAGAAGAAAAAUCUGGGCGCAAAUGGCUAAAAAAGAGAUUGGCAAGGUCCAAAGAGCGCGUUUGAACAAUCAUAAAGAAAUGCUGACAAGUUGCAGGAGAGUUGCACAGUACUGCAUGAAGAAUUGGCGGCAAAAAGCAAUGCAAUCUCAGAAAAAUAUGAAAGAAAUCAUUUGGCGAACUAAACGUUUGACAAGAGAAAUGCAAGCUUACUGGAAAAGGUACGAUAGAGUGGAACGAGAAACAAGGAAGCGAAUGGAAAAAGAGGCUGAAGAACAAAGGAAAAUGGAUGUAGAAUUAAUGGAGGCUAAAAGGCAACAGAGGAAGUUGAACUUCUUAAUCACUCAAACAGAGUUGUACGCCCACUUUAUGUCCGGCAAGUUGGGUGCAUCUUCAGACGAGCAACUUCGUAUCCUGAGUCAGCUGGACGAGGAGAAAAAUCCACGCUUAGCUGCAUAUGAUGAUUAUGAUAGCGAAACCUUGAAGGCCAAAAUCAAAGAGAAUGUAGAAGGUGUUGUUAAAGCUGAAAUGGAGAGGACAGCCCAGUUUGGACAUGCACGUCCUGACCCAGAACUAGAAGAAGAAAGACCGCAGCCAUCCCUGUUCAAAGGCACAUUGAAAGGAUACCAGUUGAAGGGAAUGAAUUGGAUUGCUAAUCUCUAUGACCAGGGUAUUAAUGGCAUUCUUGCUGAUGAGAUGGGUCUAGGAAAAACCGUGCAGUCCAUUGCCUUUCUAUGUCACAUAGCUGAAAAAUACUCUGUCUGGGGUCCAUUUCUAAUAAUUUCCCCAGCAUCAACAUUACACAAUUGGCAGCAGGAGAUGUCACGCUUUGUACCUGAUUUUAAAGUAGUUCCUUACUGGGGUAGUCCUCAAGAGCGUAAAAUCUUGCGUCAGUUUUGGGACAAGAAAGAUCUACACACUCAGGAAGCAAGCUUCCAUGUAGUCAUAACUAGUUACCAGCUAGUCAUCACCGAUUUCAAGUAUUUCAAUCGAAUUCAGUGGCAAUAUUUAAUCUUAGAUGAAGCUCAAGCAAUUAAAAGCUCCAGCAGUAUGCGGUGGAAAUUACUUCUGGAGUUCAGCUGUCGAAACCGGCUUCUUUUGAGUGGCACCCCAAUCCAGAACAGUAUGGCAGAAUUGUGGGCACUCCUUCAUUUCAUCAUGCCUACCAUGUUUGACUCUCAUGAUGAAUUCAAUGAGUGGUUCUCAAAGGAUAUCGAAAGCCACGCAGAGAACAAAGCCAGCAUAGAUGAAAAGCACUUAUCCAGGCUGCAUUUAAUACUGAAACCUUUCAUGUUGCGACGGAUUAAGAAGGACGUCGAAAAUGAGCUUUCUGACAAAAUAGAGAUUAUGGUCCAUUGUCCCUUAACAACAAGACAAAAAAUGCUGUAUCAUGCACUGAAGAAGAAAAUUCGGAUAGAGGACCUUUUGUACUCGGCAGGACCUUAUCAGUCUCAAAACAUCACAUCCAAUCUGAUGAAUUUAGUUAUGCAAUUUAGGAAAGUCUGUAAUCAUCCAGAGCUUUUUGAACGUAGAGAAGCAAAAGUUCCUCUAUCAUUUGGAGUGGGAGACUAUGUUGUGCCAAAAAUUGUGUUUGAUGAAGCUUUACUCAUCCGAGCCGUGCCCAGUCUCAGGCAUCUCCUCUUCAAUCAUCUUUCUAUUUUCGCUCCGGAAUAUGUGCAUCAAUCAAUAUUUUCUGAAGAAGAUAGGCAACAAUUCGAAAGUAGUUUUGCUUCAUUCAGUCGAUUGAUAGAUAUUUCACCAAUGGAAUUGCAUAAACUCACUGUCAGCGGUAUUCUAUACAGGUGGCUGCACAUUGUUGAAAUUUUGAGAAAUUUUCAAACUCUUCAAAGAUUCCAAAACGACUGGCACCCAGAAGCUGUGACUAGGUGGUCUGCGCUUUUACCACGGAGAAAUCUUGCUUCAGAGCUGCAAUUUACUGCAGCUAAUGGGCGGAAAUGUGUUUUUGCUCACCAAACUGUAACUCUCCACUGUAUUCCUGAGACAAUGGAACAUCGUGUUUUACGUUCACGAAAAUUCCAAGAGGCCAACCCUAAUUCGACUGUCCCUGAAAGUGGAAAACUGGAGUUACUGCCUGAGUUUCCUUUCAAUCCUCGCCCUCCGAAGAUACUCACCGAUCACCCCACUCACCUACCAGCUUUUCUCUUUGAACCUGUGAUAAAGGUUGAAACAGCCCCAUGGACGUUAUACUUCAGUAGCAGAGCAGCUGCUUGGUGCCGUUUGCAGGAUGAACGUUGCAACACUCCUGAAGGUUACGCAUGCAUGUGGUAUGGAAGUCCAUCUCUUAUGGACGCCUUCAAGAAGAGGCACAUGAACUUGCACUACACUGAAAUCGGAGGUAUCAUUGGCAGCGCGCCACAUACUGGUUGGUCCAAUAUCAUAAUUCCUAACAAGCAAACGCUUGUCACCGAUGCAGGCAAACUUACUGUCCUGAACGAGUUGCUAACUCGACUCAAGGAACAAGGUCAUCGAGUUUUGAUCUACUCGCAGAUGACCCGCAUGAUUGACCUCCUUGAAGAAUACAUGUGGUUUAGAAAACACAGCUACAUGCGGUUGGAUGGCUCGUCAAAGAUAUCAGAACGACGUGACAUGGUUGCCGAUUUUCAGUCACGUUCCGACAUCUUUGUUUUCCUGCUCAGUACAAGAGCAGGUGGACUUGGCAUUAACCUCACAGCUGCUGACACGGUCAUUUUUUAUGACUCAGACUGGAAUCCAACUGUUGAUCAACAAGCCAUGGACCGAGCACACAGGCUCGGACAGACGAAACAAGUAACUGUCUACAGACUUAUUUGCAAAGGGACCAUUGAGGAGAGAAUCAUGCAGCGCGCAAGAGAGAAAAGCGAAAUCCAGAGGAUGGUCAUCAGCGGUGGUAACUUCAAGCCGGACACGUUGAAACCAAAAGAAGUCGUCUCUUUACUUUUGGACGACGAAGAAUUAGAGAAGAAAUACCUUCAGAAACAGGCCGAGAGGAGGCAGGCAGAGCAGCUGAAGGAAAAAGAGAGAAAGAGGAAGGCUGGCAAAGAAGGAUCCAGAGACGAAAACGAUUUAGAUACAUCAGUCAACUCGUCCCCAGCAAGUCCAAUUGUUCCCAAUUUUGAAGACACCAUCGUUGAUCCUAGCACUCUUGUUGUUAAAAGAGGUAGCAAAAGAGGAAGGCCUCCUCAAAAAAGAAAUCGAGGCUUGGACUUAUCUCUCCCAAAUCCUGUCAACGAAUCAGGUAUUCCGCCUGCUAGAAUGAUAGUAGUUAAACGAGGCCCAGGGAGACCGCGUUUACGAACCGGUGGACCUGCGAAUCUUGGCUCCCGUGGUUUUAAAGUGCAGCGAACAAAUAGACCAAUGGCAAGCUCUGAUUCUUUUAGUUCUCCAGUAUCAUCUAAAAAAGACUCAUUUGAUUCUAGUCCAGGUUAGGUCAUCUUUGAGAGACUGAACUGUUUUUUAUUUAAUUAGAUUGUAAUGUUUAUCUGCUGUGCUGUGCUGUGAUCAUCUUUCAAUUUAUUUUCGAGUUCUUUGUUAGGUAAGAUCAAAUUGAUUUUCUUGCGUUCUUCGUGUUUAAAACGUACUUAAAAGUUUUCAAGGAUUUUCAUGAUUUUUUUGUUUCUCAUUGCGUAGUAGUGAUAAAUCAGUUGCACUAACUACUUGAAGUGGCUUUAAUUUCUCUAUAGUUUUUCAUUAUCAUUUGUCAUUUGUUGGAAUCAGAUAAUCCGAACAAGAUAUUGUAUAAAAUUUGAUUUAUAGAUUUUUAGGAAUUGAUAUUUCACCUAGUGCUAGUGAUAAAACAACUGUCUCAUUUUAUCAGGUUAUCAUAUCUAAUGUGACUCCGGGUAUUAGUCCUGUCGCAUAAAUUGUAAAGAUAUCGGUAGUCAUAAUUGUUUAAUGGCCUCCUUUUGUGGCCAAAAUUGAGGACAGUUUUUAUGAAGCACUUUAUUUAUUGUAAAUUUCUUGUUUGUAAAUUUUGAAAUUAGUUUUGUUAAAUAAGUGGACAUUAGUUAAAAUUAAAUCAUGAAUUUUCAAAUUAA
Molecule: messenger RNA, 4942 nt
Organism: Bemisia tabaci
Lineage: Eukaryota; Metazoa; Arthropoda; Insecta; Hemiptera; Aleyrodidae
Gene: Ino80
Product: chromatin-remodeling ATPase INO80
Biological process (GO): chromatin remodeling; DNA repair
Cellular component (GO): Ino80 complex
Molecular function (GO): ATP hydrolysis activity; ATP binding; DNA binding
Source: RefSeq, a predicted model, not a curated record